AAGAACACAGUGAGGUGCACGUCCUCCUCCCUUUCCAACCUCACCAAACCAAAUCCAGGACGGCGCAGGGAUCUCUGUUGUGUGUGUGUGCUGAGGCUAGGACUGUCACUCAUUCUCUGAUCAGCUUCUGAAAGCAGCUAGAGAGCAGCUGGCAAAAAACAAUUCUGAAAAAAAAAAUUACAUUGCAUCUAAAUCUCUAUCUAAUCCACCCAAGCUCCUAUUGAAGGAAAAAUAUAUUUGCAAGAAACUUCCACCCCAACAGCAGAUUACAAUGCUGCAUACUAAGGAUCUCAUCUGGACUCUGUUUUUCCUUGGAGCUGCAGUGUCUCUACAAGUGGAUAUUGUUCCAAGUCAGGUGGAGAUCAGCGUUGGAGAAUCCAAAUUCUUCUUAUGUCAAGUGACUGGGGAAGCCAAAGCCAAAGACAUUUCCUGGUUCUCCCCCAACGGCGAGAAGCUGACGCCCAACCAGCAGCGCAUCUCGGUGGUGCGGAACGAUGACUUCUCCUCCACCCUCACCAUUUACAGCGCCAACAUCGACGACGCCGGCAUCUACAAGUGUGUUGUCACCAAUGAGGAGGAGGGCGACUCUGAGGCCACCGUCAAUGUGAAAAUCUUCCAGAAGCUGAUGUUCAGGAAUGCUCCCACCCCUCAGGAGUUCCAGGAGGGGGAAGAUGCGGUGAUCGUGUGUGAUGUGCUCAGCUCGCUGCCUCCCACCAUUAUGUGGAAGCAUAAGGACAGGGACGUUGUCCUGAAAAAAGAUGUCCGAUUUAUAGUCUUGCCCAACAACUUCCUGCAAAUCCGGGGAAUCAAGAAAACGGAUGAGGGGACUUACCGCUGUGAGGGCAGAAUCCUGGCUCGUGGGGAGGUCAAUUUCAAGGAUAUUCAGGUCAUCGUGAAUGUGCCUCCUUCUGUCCGUGCCAGGCAGAACACCAUGAAUGCUACGGCCAAUCUCAGCCAGUCUGUCACCUUAGUGUGCGAUGCUGAUGGCUUUCCUGAGCCAGCCAUGAGCUGGAUGAAGGACGGGGACUUGAUAGAACGGGGGGAUGAUGACGAGAAAUACGAUUUCAACUACGAUGGCUCUGAGCUGACCAUCAAGAAGGUAGAGAAGAGCGACGAGGCGGAGUACACCUGCAUGGCUGAGAACAAGGCCGGAGAGCAGGAUGCCAUCAUCCACCUCAAAGUCUUUGCAAAACCCAAAAUCACUUACGUGGAGAACAAAACUGCCAUGGAACUGGAGGACCAGAUCACACUGACCUGCGAGGCUUCCGGGGACCCAAUCCCCUCCAUCACCUGGAGAACCUCCACCCGGAACAUCAGCAAUGAAGAGAAGGCUUCGUGGACUCGGCCCGAGAAGCAAGAGACCCUGGAUGGGCGCAUAGUGGUGCGCAGCCACGCCCGAGUGUCCUCCCUGACACUCAAGGACAUUCAGUAUACGGACGCUGGAGAAUAUGUGUGCACGGCCAGCAACACCAUCGGGCAAGACUCCCAGGCCAUGUACCUUGAAGUGCAAUAUGCCCCCAAGCUGCAGGGCCCUGUGGCAGUCUACACCUGGGAGGGGAAUCAAGUGAACAUCACAUGCGAGGUGUUUGCUUAUCCCAGUGCUGUCAUCUCCUGGUUCCGGGAUGGACAGCUGCUACCAAGCUCCAACUACAGUAACAUCAAGAUCUACAACACCCCAUCAGCCAGUUACCUGGAGGUGACGCCGGAUUCCGAGAAUGACUUUGGGAACUAUAACUGCACCGCAGUGAAUCGCAUCGGCCAGGAGUCCUCUGAAUUCAUCCUUGUGCAAGCGGAUACUCCGUCCUCUCCUUCCAUUGACAGAGUGGAGCCUUACUCCAGCACUGCCCAGGUGGAGUUCGAUGAGCCCGAGGCCACCGGUGGGGUGCCCAUCCUCAAGUACAAGGCGGAAUGGAGAGCACUGGGCGAGGAGGAUUGGCAUUCCAGGUGGUAUGAUGCCAAAGAAGCAAACAUGGAGGGCAUGAUUACCAUCAUGGGCCUGAAGCCAGAGACGACCUAUGCCAUCAGACUGUCAGCCAUCAACGGCAAGGGCCUGGGAGAGAUCAGUGCAGUGUCUCAGUUCAAGACCCAGCCAGUUCCAACUACUGUUGCCCCGCCCGCCCAUUUCCCAGACACAACCCUGCCUCCUACCAGAUCCGAAAGCACAGAGCAGAUGAAAGGGGAACCCAGCGCACCCAAACUGGAGGGCCAGAUUGGAGAAGACGGGAACUCCAUUAAAGUGAACCUUAUCAAGCAGGAUGAUGGAGGCUCCCCGAUCAGACACUAUCUGAUCAAAUACAAAGCUAAGCUUUCCUCAGACUGGAAACCAGAGAUCAGACUCCCCUCUGGCAGCGACCACGUCAUUCUUAAGUCCCUAGAGUGGAAUGCAGAGUAUGAGGUCUACGUGAUAGCUGAGAACCAGCAAGGGAAAUCCAAGCCUGCACACUAUGCUUUCAGGACUUCAGCUCAGCCUACUGUAAUCCCAGCCAGCAGCAGCCCCACGUCAGGCCUAGGGACUGCUGCCAUCGUGGGCAUCCUCAUCGUCAUCUUUGUGCUGCUCCUGGUGGCCGUGGAUAUCACUUGCUACUUCCUGAACAAGUGCGGCCUGCUGAUGUGCAUCGCGGUCAACCUGUGCGGCAAGUCCGGGCCCGGGGCCAAGGGCAAAGACAUGGAGGAGGGCAAAGCUGCCUUCUCAAAAGACGAGUCGAAGGAGCCCAUCGUGGAGGUACGGACUGAGGAGGAGCGGACCCCAAACCACGACGGGGGCAAACACACAGAGCCCAAUGAGACCACGCCGCUGACGGAGCCUGAGCACCCAGCUGACACUACAGCUACGGUGGAGGACAUGCUGCCUUCUGUAACCACGGGCACCACUAAUUCUGACACUAUCACCGAAACCUUUGCCACUGCUCAGAACAGCCCGACCAGCGAGACCACCACCCUGACUUCCAGUAUUGCCCUGCCAGCCACAGCUAUCCCUGACUCAAACUCCAUGCCGCCCAGCCAGGCCACUCCGGCCAAAGGGGCAGCCACCUCGGCUUCCUCGCCACUGUCCUCCUCGGCCCCCAAAGUCGCCCCGCUGGUUGACCUCAGCGACACCCCAACUUCUACUCCGGCCACUAGUAAUUUGUCUUCGAGUGUCCUGGCCAAUCAAGGGGCGGUACUCAGCCCCAGCACGGCCACCAGCAUGGCUGAGGCCUCAAAGGCGCCAGCUGGUAGCAAGCCGUCCGCCCCAGCCCCCGCAAACCCCGCUAGCCCUCCAGCUUCUUCAGAGCCCAAGCAGGAGGUGACAAGCACCAAAAGCCCAGAAAAGGAAGCUGUACAGCCCAGCAUGGUGAAGAGUCCAACAGAAACGGCCAAGAACCCAACUAACCUGAAGAGCGAGGCUGCCUCAGGCAGCACCACAAACCCCUCCCAGAACGAGGACUUUAAAAUGGACGAAGGGACCUUCAAGACCCCAGACAUUGACCUUGCAAAGGAUGUUUUUGCAGCGCUUGGCACUACUGCUCCGGCCAGUGUGGCUAGUGGGCAAGCUCGCGAGCUUGCUGCUUCCACUGUAGACAGCUCUGUACCGCUGGCACCGGCAAAGACCGAGAAAACCCCUGUAGAAGAAAAAUCUGAGGUGCAAGCAACGGAACCGAAGACACCUCCAGCAGAAGUCAAGACGGUCCCCAACGAAGCCACACAAACAAAUGAAAACGAGAGCAAAGCAUGAUCAGCAACAGAAGAGAAAAAAAAUGACAGAACAACUUCACCUGAGCAUUUAAAACACAACACACAUCUCAUUCCUCUAGUGUCUUUUGCCUUUAAAAGAAAAACAGACAAAGUGAAAAAAUGCAUAAAUGAGGAUCUCUUUUUUUUUUUUUCUUUGUAGGUUUGUAGGAAGGUUCUAUUUGUUGUGCACUUGCUUUUAAGGAAAAAUAAAAUAAGUUUUUUAAAAAAAGGUUGAUCCCGCAACCAGAUCAGGGCUCAAUGAGCCCUGCAUGUAUUCAAACAAACAAGGUCACAAACAUCAGUUGCAAAAUGGUUAGGAAGCUCAUUGGGGUGGGUGGGAAAUUAACCCUGACUUUUCUUCGGUUAGCCUAGCAGAAUAAACAGCUGUGCCAUCAGGUACAGCCAGUACUGAAUGAACAAAGUCCACAAUUUAUUUUUAUACUUUUCAGUCGAGUUUGAAAUAUGUAAAGCCUCGUAAAUAAGUUAACGUUUCUGUUCACUUUAUAUUUGUUCAGUAGGCAAAGUAUCUCUCGCCCUUUGUGACUGAAUCCAAUCUCCAGCUUAGACAGUUAUUUGGGGGGGUAUUAUUAUUAUUGUUAUUAUUUUUAGGAAGAAUGCCAAAAUUGCAGCUUCGGGGAUAUAUUUCAAUUUGCAGUAUUCAGACUUCUACAUUUUUUUAAAAAUUUUAUUUUAAAUCUUUUUGCCAACUUUUGUUUUUUCCAGUGUUUACAAUCGACAAAUGUUUUUUUUUUUUACUUUUGUUGUGUUUAAAUGUACGUGUAAAAUAGCUGCCUUUUUUUAAGUAAAUACAGUCUAUAGAUAUUAGAUUUACUAGCAUGCUUGCUUUGCAAAGGGAGACAUUUUAAAAUAUGGAUGUUUACAAUAGUUGUUUCCCCUUUAUCUUUUUUAAUUAUUAUUAUUAUUAUAAUUAUUAUUUCUUACUGGAGUAAGAAGAUAAGUAACACCAUUCGUUUUACUUUUGGUGGGUGGACAACUUGUCACCAACCAAGGUCUGUGUCUAGCAAUGCAUUUAAGUGCAUUAACGUUAAGCAUGGGCCUAGUUAAUGGAAAUACUGGUAUGCUUAAAGUUAAGCAUGCACUUAAGUCCUUUGCUUGGCCAGGGACCAGCUGCAUAAGAGAAAUAUGUUCUCUGCUUUUCUUAGACAUUCUCCCCUGUUCCUUCCAGGAAUCCUCCCUUAGCUCUGAGAAGCAAAAGGGAGUUUGUACAGUCAGGGCUGGUCUAGUCUCGGUGAAUAGAUGUUUGAAUAAACCAGUUCCCCAUUUUUAGAAAAAAAAAAAAGAUAAAUAAAUAUUAUUUUCUUUUACCCUAGGAUUUAAAAGGAAAGAGCUUGUGCACUUCAGGAAACUAGUAUCUUCUUUUGGGGAGUGGAAACACUAAAAAGUCCUUUCAUUCACUGGGGUGAAAUUCACCAACACAAGGUGUAUGCACCACAUUUAUGGUCUGAUCCUGUAAAGAUUUAACUGCGUGAUUUGAUGCUCACUGAGUAGUCCACUCAUGCUUUACCGGAUCAGGGCCUCAAAGACCUUAUCCAAAGCCUCCUGACAUUAAUGGACAGACUAACAUUGACUUCAUUGGCCUUUGGAUCAUAGCUGUAGUGCUCAAAAUGAGGCUGAUGUGGUGCAUAAGCUUUGCACAGGGGUGAACUUUGCUCUUACAGCAGCAUCAGUGACAACUGCUAUUUGGAAUCGUAAAAAAACUUCAAAUUUUGGGUGAGAAAAAGAGCGAAUGAGCGGUGGGGCAGAGGAGGCAGAGAGGGUGGUUGGGGGAAGACCAGCCUUUGUAUAGAAAUUUUCCCCCUUUUUUUGAUUUUUAUUUUGUUUUUAAUUUUUUGUUUUGUUUUCCAUUCUACUUUAGAUCUGCAAGCUUGUGCACUGUGGGCGCGUGAGUAUUUUAGUGUGAAACGUGGUUUUUGUCAUAGUAUUGAAAUAAUGAAAAUAAAAAAAAAAACUUCAACAUAGUUUGGAUGUGGAAGGUGUAGCGGAUAGUUCAGAUAAAAAAAAUUAUUCAGGAAAAUAAAUAAAGAGAAUAAGUCUUAUAAGGAACAGAAGCCUUUAAACGAGAAACAAACCAAGCUGAGUAUAGCAUACAUUCCUUUGUGCUAUGGUAAUGAACAAAUGAAAGAAGAUUUUGGGUGGGGAGACUGCAGUUUGGCUCAGCUACAUUGAACCGCUCUCUUCAGUGUACUCUUAUAAUGACGCAGUCUUUAACAGUGGCAUCGCUAGAUUAUAAUUUCAAACUGUGAAAAAUAAUGGUCUUGUCAUUUGCUAAAUGUGGGGGUUUUUUUGCAUUUUUUUUCUCAGCUCCUGGGGAUGGAAAUGGAGGCUAUCCGUGUGUGUGUAUCUCUGUACACAUGCACACUCACACAACGCCCAUCCUUAACAUGCCACUAGGAUGGAUGGAUGUUUGAUUAAACAUCCUGGACCAAAUCUGACCCUUGCUUAUCCCCAUCGGAGCAGCAUGGGUGUAACUGGGGGGAAGAUUUGGCCCAUGGUCCCUAAGAAAACAUUUUUUUAAGAGAUGGAUUGAUCAAAUGUGGCAUGAAAGGCCACCGUGGCUUCUAGAGAGGAAGAGUCCACAUAGCCAUGGGGGAAUUGAUGAGUUGGAAGAGAGAGUGUGUACCUCAGUUCAUAAUGAUUACCAAGAGAAUCUGUUAAUCAUUCGUGUGAAGUUGUUGAUGGCUUUGACUUGCUUUGCCAACUAUAUUCUAUACCUCAUAAGUUAUUACCCCUUGAGAGCUGAGCAGCUGUUAUGAGGCAAAUACUGCACAAUCCUAAUGAUUAGAUACAAAUCCAUUGACACUGGUCAAGGUCUGUUUGAUAAGUACUUGGACUUGUGAUAUGGAUACCUAAAUUGGCAUUUGUCUCGAAUAGGAAACCAAUUCAGAGCCGGAUCCAAAGCCCAUCCAAGUCAAUAAGAAAGACUCCCGUUGACUUCCGUGGGCUUUGAAUUGAGACUCAUGAAGUGGACAUCAUUUCUAGAUAUCAGCAAAUGCUGUGUUUACCGGACUAGUUGUCAAAUCCAUUCUGCCCUUUUUCAAAACUGACCUGAGAUUUCUCAACCAUCAGUACUUGCGUAUCAACUCUUAAAAGCAUUUUUAUACUUCUCCAUAACCAGAGAAUGUCAUUUUAAUUUAGAAAUAUUCCACUUUUCUGAACUAAAAUAGUUUAGUUUUCAUUAUUUUUUUAAAUCUUUGAAGAGGGACCAACCUGACACCGUUUACAUUGUAUAUAUUUAUAUAUGUGUUGUUGCCAUACAUAUAUAUUUAUAUAGCCACCGAGACUGAUCAGCUUCUGGUAGUGGAGUGAUUGCAUUUCAUGUUGCACCAUACAUACAAUACCAAGACAACAGCACAUCCAAUUGUUCAGCUUUUAGACUGGAGUUUUAUUUUCACACUUUUAUAUGGAGCCUUCGGACCCCAGGUUUUCGCAAUAGGCUGUUUUGAUAGUGGUUCUCAGACCCUCCAUUGACAUCCCUACCCAGCAUUCCCUACUUUUGGGGGCCUUCUAUCUUGUUAUAAAAAAAAACAAAAAACUUUUUACCAA
This is a messenger RNA of Malaclemys terrapin pileata, 7275 nucleotides long. RefSeq names its product neural cell adhesion molecule 1 (gene NCAM1). The record is from RefSeq and is a predicted model, not a curated record. Bases 272 to 3712 code for a protein of 1146 amino acids. Gene Ontology annotation, cellular component: membrane. Lineage: Eukaryota; Metazoa; Chordata; Testudines; Emydidae. Gene Ontology annotation, molecular function: protein binding. Gene Ontology annotation, biological process: cell adhesion. The transcript has 23 exons.